Molecule: messenger RNA, 4389 nt
Organism: Pseudocercospora fijiensis CIRAD86
Lineage: Eukaryota; Fungi; Ascomycota; Dothideomycetes; Mycosphaerellales; Mycosphaerellaceae
Product: glycosyltransferase family 41 protein
Exons: 2
Biological process (GO): protein O-linked glycosylation
Molecular function (GO): protein binding; glycosyltransferase activity
Source: RefSeq, a predicted model, not a curated record
AGAUACGCCUUGCCUAUUCAUCAUGCCAGCCUUCGCAGGCACCACAGCCACGUCGACCACGACGAAAGUAGAGGCCACACGCCUCGUGCUGAGAAUACCUUGCGACGGAAGACACCCAAUGGCACCUUGAACGCGGGAUAUGAUGGCGCCGCUGAGGAUGAGACACAGCCUCAUAAACAUCAACUACUACCUCUCAGCGACACAACCUCCAGCAGACCGAUCCACGCGCCCGUGCCAAAUGUAAAGCGGACAUUCUUGCAACAUCAACAACAGCAGCAGCGACACCCGGCCAAUCUCAACACAUGGAGUUCCCAAAUGGGGCCUGGCUGGCAAGCCCAGCCUCAUGCGCACUUUCCUCAGCCGUUGAGCACAUUUCCCGUGAUGGACUCCAUGUUGAACCAGAUGCCGAUGCAGCAGCACUUCAACGUCCAGCAAUAUUACGGUCAGACUGUUCCGAGUGUCAUUCAACCCUCCUUCCAGUAUCUAGGUCCUACUGCUUCAGGUGGUCAAGGCACAGGUCCGUACGGCCCAUACUGGCAUGAUGGUACUUAUGUCCCUUAUCGACCGGCCGCCGUUCGGGAUCCCAGAUUCUAUCACCACCCUGUCCCCACCCCAGCGGGCUUCCAUGAUUCUUUGCCCAGCUCACAGCUUCCAUAUCAAGCCAACUUAUGGCAACAGCAGCAGCAGUCGAACUCUUUCGCGGCCAUACCUGGUGCAGGUCCAUUUGCUCAACCUCAGCUAUUUUCGCCGGGCCAUCAACACACCAAUUCACUCGGGCUAGGUUACAUUAAUUCGGGCCAUUUGCUUCCCGACAGCAGAUACGCUGCGGCGUUGCAAGCGGCUCCCCAAAGCGGCUCGGAUGGCCUCUCACACGACCACACAAUCGAAAAUGAAUUUGGUUCCUCGUCUCCGAAUGGCCGACAGCGCGACAGAACCAUUCUCCCUCCCGUUCUACACGACGACUCCCCGCCUUCUCGCGCCACUCAAGCCUUAUCGCUCAUUACCAAAAUUUGCGACGAGGCAAAGUGGCAGUGGAUAGAUGGGAUGCACUUGGGCGGCUGUUUAGCCUAUGGGCUAGGCAAUUAUCAGAAAGCACUCCGCUGGUAUACAAAGGUUUUAGAAAUCGACCCCAAGCACCUUGAGGCAACAUCAAAUCUUGCAGCUACACUGCUUGCGCUCGGGAGACGUCAAGAAGCCGAGAGGCAUUGGCAGAAAGUUGUCAAAGCUGCUCCGAAUCACUUCGAAGCUGUGGAGCACCUGGUUGGUCUCCUUUGCAACGAUCAGAGAAGUAAAGACGCUAUCAAAGUCAUCGAGUACGUCGAGCGUUGUCUGCGACAGUCCAAGAGUCCGGAAACACUCAAGGUCUCAGAUCGGCAGAGUGAGACCUCAUCGACCGCCAGCAGAUCACCUGCCAUAUCAGAGCAGUCUGACAAGAUAUCCUAUGACUUUGAUGUGGACAACGAAGGCUCCUCUCUACUAGAUACGCGGCACACAGCGGAGUCAUCUGAGCCCGGCUUUGGGUCGAGCGGCUUUGCCAUUCCUGGAUGCGAUAAUGGGCGGAUCCUGGCUCUCAUCCAUGCGAAAGGCAACAUGCUGUAUGGCUUGGGUGACAAUGGCGGUGCGGCCAAAGCUUUCGAAGACGCUGUGCUCAUCGCUGCGGGCAGAAAUCUAGAAGGCAUCCAAGGACUCGUCCAUCACAUUCUCUCGGUCGUCACAUCCACCGUUCAACAACGUCUACCUCAUCAAGGCGCGCCAAGACAGCUAUCGCCGGAGCCUAUCCUCUUGUCGCCUGAGCAGGCCCUUGCAACUGCAAAAUUGUGCUUUCCCUACAUUGGCGAGCUACCUGGUUUACGGUAUGUAACAGGCGGCCCUCAGAGUCUUGCCAGAAAAGCAGUGAUUUCAACAACGAGCAACUCGUUGUUGUCGCUCGCCAAGAUCUUCCAGGAUGGCAUGUCGAAUGCAAGCCGGUCUGUCGGGGUCACGCCGCUUGCUCACGGCGUCCGGGACAUUCUCGCCCUGUACUAUCUAUCCCUGUCUCUUCAGCCCAGUCCAUCCACGGCAAAUAAUGUUGGCAUCCUCCUGGCAAGCGUGCAACAAGUCACCACCCCUUCGCCAACAACGCCGCAUCAACGCCUUGAUAUUCCUGGCGUCGCUCCGGGAAGCGGAGUUGCACUUGCCCUUCAGUAUUACAACUACGGAUUGCAACUAGACCAGCAACAUGCGCAUUUAUAUACCAACCUCGGCAGCUUGCUCAAGGAUAUCGGUCAGCUCGAUGCGGCCAUCAAUAUGUACGAGCGCGCAGUAAGCUGCGACGGUAAGUUCGACAUCGCUCUCGCGAACCUCGCAAAUGCCGUCAAGGACAAGGGUAGGAUCAGCGAUGCCAUUGUGUACUACAAGCGGGCCGUUGAGGUAAACCCGGAUUUUGCGGAAGCCGUCUGUGGCUUGGCGAAUGCACUCAAUUCUGUCUGCGGAUGGCAAGCUCGUGGUGGUAUUGCUGAAGAUGGUGGCAAGAGAGACAGAUGGCAUGUCGAUACUAACGGCAUGCUGCUGGAUGCCAGGCAAGCCGGCGCGAGCAGCUCGGGCUGGAUCAAGCGAGUCAUCGACAUUGUCGAGAAACAGCUUGCGGAAGGUGAGACCUGGGGUCGCGGUUCACUGGGGCCAACAUCACUUGAAGAUCUGGUCCAGCAACUAACCAUUUUGGACGGACGCCCUGAUGAGGUCGCUGAACGAGAGCGCAGCCUUCGGAAGAUGCUAUCUGAAUGGACAGGACAUCGAUGGGAAGGUGCCCGGAUCACAAGACUUGUGGAGCGUGCGACGAGGCGCAUUGGCUGGCACUGGUACCGCGAUCUCUACGUGAAGAAGCGACAGCGAACCCCAACAAGCUACAACAGGCCUCGACUGCCAGCAGCACUUUUCGUGCCCGCAGCGCCGACCGUCUUGCCAUUCCACACAUUCACCUGUCCGAUGUCGGCAAAGCAGAUCCGACUCAUAUCGCAACGCAAUGGCCUCAGAAUUUCCGUAUCAACCCUUCGUUCGCCUUGGCUUCCAAAGCAGGUGUACCCGCCCCCGAAACCGCCCUCGCCAUGCCUGCGCGUUGGAUAUGUGUCCUCCGACUUCAACAACCACCCGUUGGCACACUUGAUGCAGUCAGUCUUUGGCAUGCAUGACCUGGACCGCGUGGAAGCACAUUGCUACGCGACGACAGCCAGUGACAACUCCAGCCACCGCCAGCAAAUCCAGAGCGAAGCACCGGUUUUCCACGAUGCAAGCAGCUGGUCCGCCGAAAGAUUGGUCAACCAAAUCGUGAAAGAUGGCAUCCACAUCUUGGUGAAUCUCAACGGAUAUACGCGUGGCGCUCGCAAUGAAGUCUUCGCCGCGAGACCUGCUCCCAUCCAGAUGUCUUUUAUGGGAUUUGCAGGGACUCUCGGUGCCGAAUGGUGCGACUAUCUCCUCGCGGACGAGACAGCCGUGCCUGUGGAUACCUUACGGCCAUGGCGCAGGAACGUGGAUCUGGAAGACAAACUGCAGGACGAAAAAAGUGCAAGCGAGAACGACGAAUGGGUGUACGGUGAGAACAUCAUCUACUGCCGAGACACGUUCUUCUGUUGUGAUCAUAAGCAGAGCGCGCCUGACGCACACGAGCGGCCACUCGACUGGGAGGAGGAGCAGAGACGACGGUGGAAGAUGCGGAAAGAGCUGUUCCCACAACUUGCAGAUGACACCAUCAUUUUCGGCAAUUUCAAUCAGCUCUACAAGAUCGAGCCGACCACUUUCCGCACCUGGCUACGCAUUCUCGCGCGUGUGCCGAAUUCUAUCUUGUGGCUCCUUCGCUUUCCCGACCUUGGCGAAUCACACUUGCUCGCAACAGCACGCAUGUGGGCGGGAGCUGAGGUCGCUUCGCGUGUCAUCUUCACAGAUGUGGCACCCAAGCACCUUCACAUCUCUCGGGCUCGAAUUUGUGACUUGGUGGUGGACACAGCGGAGUGCAACGCUCAUACAACUGCUGCUGAUGUGCUCUGGAGUGGCACGCCUUUAUUGACACUUCCGCGAUAUCCAUACAAGAUGUGCAGUCGAAUGGCCGCCAGCAUCUUGAAAGGCGCUUUGCCCAAGAAUGCCGAGGGCGAACGCGCUGCUAGGGAGCUCAUUGCUGCGAGCGAAGAAGAGUACGAGGAAAAGGCGGUGGCUCUUGGCAAAUCAUUUUCUUAUGUUCAAGGUGGGCAGGGCGUUGGCCACGGCAGGCUGAUGGACCUCCGGAAGAUGCUUUUCCACGCACGAUGGAAGAGCGCGCUCUUCGACACGAAGAGAUGGGUUCAAGAUCUCGAAGACGCGUACGAAGAAGCUUGGAAACGGUGGGUUGGGGGCGAAGGUGGCGAUAUUUGGCUUGAGCAC